This is a messenger RNA of Symsagittifera roscoffensis, 1008 nucleotides long. RefSeq lists its product as uncharacterized. The transcript is spliced from 3 exons. The record is from RefSeq and is a predicted model, not a curated record. The coding region runs from base 104 to 853 and encodes 249 amino acids. Lineage: Eukaryota; Metazoa; Xenacoelomorpha; Acoela; Convolutidae.
GGCCAACAGCAGAUCCCUCUUUCUUCCAGCUCGAUAAUCAUCAGGUGGAACAACACUCUCAUAUUAUGAUAACAAGUAACCGACAAACAGUUUAACCAUCACGAUGCUUUUCGCUGUACAUAAUCAACAUGUGUCCAGGACAUUCUUCGGCUCCAUAAUUCUCGCAGUUUCAAUUCUCAACUCCCAAGCCAGCUUCCUAGGGCUGGAUCCUCAGGCAUUCCAAUACUUGGACCCCUCGACACUAGGGUUUCUUCAGGCCAUGGAGGACUUGGAACAAAUGAAAGCACCAGAGAGAAUCCCCGACGCUUGGGAUCUGAACUACGAAAGCUACGCCAUACCAGCUGAACCCUUUGGGCCACCAGUGUACAUUGAAGAAAUAGAACCCGAGGAGUACUACGAGCAGUUGUACGAGGAGGAACCGUACGGUGGUCUGAAGCAAACCGAAGAAGAAAUGGUGGAGCUUCUCGAGAGCAUGAGUCCAGCCGAGAUCGACGACUUCAGCGACUGGCUAGUCGCAGAGGGAAACGAGAACUAUCUGUUCACUUUUCUGCAAAUGCUCGACAAUCAACUGGUGGAUAAAUUCAACGAGGAUAUUGAGGAGGAGAACGAGAUUAUAAACGUCCUUUCCAAUAUCGAAAGUCUGGCCGCCGACGUUGCUGAAAAAGAGAAGGCGAUGGCAGUAGCGGAGAUGGUCCGACCGGAAGUGGACUAUUUUCCCAAACGGACCCUGAAGAGGGAAGUAUCGCCUGAUUUUUACCCACAAGCAGGAGGUUUUCUGGUGUAUGGCCCUGAGAAGAGGAUGGUGUUGGCGCGGGAGGCCAUGAACCCCGAGAAGCGAUGGGGCUUGUGGUAGGCUGAGGUGAUUCUGCUUUUUUCUUCAUACACCCAAAUGGAAAUACUCCCCCCUGAAGAGGCUGACGAAGAAAGACAAAGGGUUCCUGAAGACGGUCAAUGUGUUCAAUUAUUUAUAUAAGCAAUAUGGGAUGAAUUCAAAUGUUUGUUUCGUUC